This is a messenger RNA of Gasterosteus aculeatus aculeatus (three-spined stickleback), 2030 nucleotides long. It is a transcript of the gene riox2, whose product is annotated as ribosomal oxygenase 2. The record is from RefSeq and is a predicted model, not a curated record. Lineage: Eukaryota; Metazoa; Chordata; Actinopteri; Perciformes; Gasterosteidae. Gene Ontology annotation, molecular function: histone H3K4 demethylase activity; histone H3K36 demethylase activity. Gene Ontology annotation, cellular component: nucleolus.
AAACAUGCUCAAACUAGCGGGUCUUCCCAGAGCUUUUUUAAUGAGCGCUGCAACGGGAGAGACAGGACCAUACCACUGUUUGUGUUUCAGAAGAAAAUCUUCACAUUCUCCAUUAGUUUGGUUGGUUCCUUUGCAAGAGAUGAUGACAAUGAACAGCCAAACGGUUUACCUUGGCAGCACAAGAACAUUCACAAAACAUGAUGAGCCAUCCCUGCUGCCUCCACCUGCAGAUCCUCGCUGAGACCUUCUGCCCGAAGCCCCACCUGUAGACAUGACCUCCACCCAAAGACUCUGUUAGACAACUGAAGCUCCACCUGAGGCCUCCUCCAUCUACCUCCACCGCGGCCUCAUCUGUCUGUGGUCUUUCUGUUUGGUUUCAGCUUACACCAUCUUUUUCUAUAACUGUGACGCAGAACUUCAUGGACCAGAGAGAGCUCUUCUUCCUCCUGAUGGUCUGAACUAGAGAUUAAAAUGCCAAAAAAAAGCAAAGCGAAGACUGUAAAGAGGCCGAGCACUGACGCCGAGCAGCUCCCCCCCAAACAGAGCAAGGUGAUGGACACCCAAUCCCCCCUGUGCUUCGAAAGCCCCGCCAGCCUGUUCCAGAGCCUCAUCCAGCCCAUGGGGGCGGAGCAGUUCUUCAGCGAGUACUGGGAGAAGAAACCCCUCCACCUGCAGAGGACCGAUCACGACACCGCCUCCUACUACCGGUCUCUGUUCCAGCUGUCCGACCUGCCCGGCCUGUGCGCCGAGGAUCUGGAGUACUACAGGGACGUCAACGUCGUGCGCUGCAUCAACGGCAAGAAGAAAGUGCUCAACAAGCCGGGGCGAGUUAAGAGCAGCGUUCUGAAUAAAAGCUUCACGCAGAACAAGGCCACCAUCCAGUUCCACCAGCCGCAGAGGUUCAAGGAUGAGCUGUGGAGGAUCCAGGAGAAGCUGGAGUGUUUCUUCGGGGGGUUGGUGGGCUCUAAUGUCUACAUCACACCACAGGAGUCGCAGGGCCUCCCGGCUCACUACGACGAUGUCGAGGUCUUUGUCCUGCAGCUGGAGGGGCAGAAACGUUGGCUCCUCUACACUCCCACUGUUCCUCUGGCAUCUGAGUACAGCGUGGAGUCCGAGGAGAAGAUCGGCAGCCCGACACAUGACAUUGUGCUCAAGGCAGGAGACCUUCUGUACUUUCCCAGAGGAACCAUCCAUCAAGCCAGCACUCCAGCAGGAGUGGACCACUCCACCCACGUGACUCUCAGCACCUACCAGAGAAUGUCAUGGGGGGAUUUGCUGUUGGACAUAUUUCCGAACUUGCUCUGCGACCACAGCAAGACUGCAGUGAGCCUGAGAGAGGGAAUGCCCAGAGGCCUCCUGCUGGGGGACAGUGACAACCUGGACAGCAGCAGGACGCUGUCCGCCGGCCUCAGAGCGCUGGCCGACCGGUUGGAAAACGGGACGCAGGAAGUCCGCUCCACCCACAUGAAGAGAGACUUCAUCAUGAACAGACUGCCCCCGUGCAGCCGGCAGCAGCUGCUCGAACCAGCUGGGAAGAUUCCUGCCUUGGAGGAUAUGGUGUGUUUGAGGUUUAAAGAUCACAUGGUGAUCACAGUGGAGCCCAGCCACGAGAAAACGGAUGAGGCCACACAGCUGGUCGUCUUUGUCCUGCACUCUUUGAAGAACCAGAGGGAGAACCACAUGAUGGGGGGCAGUUGUGAUGAAGAGGAGGAACAGGACAUCUCCAGGGGCCUGCAGUUCCCUCUGUCCCACCUCCAGGCGCUGCGGCAGCUCCAACAGGUGCAGCCGCUGGCCGUGGACCAGCUGCAGCUGCCCACGCAGGAGGCCAAGCUCAGCCUGGCCCUGGCUCUGUGGAGCGAGAGUCUCCUGGUCGCGUUAUAGCAAACUGCUACGUCAAAAUAUCCCCAAAGUGAAGUAUGAAAUCCACAUGUGUUGAUAUUUACCAAUUACCCCUCAAUAUUCCGCUUUGUCUUACUGCCCCUCUGAAUAAAUCAUCAGCACUCAUAGAGCUGAAAUAUUGAUGUGUUUCA